Perkinsus marinus ATCC 50983 is the source of this 2883-nucleotide messenger RNA. Its product is annotated as glutamic acid-rich protein precursor, putative. NCBI's taxonomy places the organism in Eukaryota, Perkinsozoa, Perkinsida, Perkinsidae. Bases 1 to 2814 code for a protein of 937 amino acids. Gene Ontology annotation, molecular function: protein binding. The record is from RefSeq and is a predicted model, not a curated record. The transcript is spliced from 11 exons.
AUGAGGUCAUCGCAAGGACUAGCUCCCAUACAGCAAGGCAAACCUCCUAUAGUGCUCGAGGAGGAGGUUGACGAAAAUUAUGAACCUACACAGGAGGAGAUCCUCGAGUACGCCGAGUGGAUCGGCAUGGACGUCGCUGUAGAUAAAGACCUUUUCUGGAUCGCAAAAGAGGGCUUGAAGGCCCCUCUGCCGGCCCCUUGGAAGCCCUGCCAGACUGGGGAAGGGGAUAUAUUCUACUUCAACUUUGAGACUGGACAAAGCGUCUGGGACCACCCAUGUGAUGAAUAUUAUAAGAACCUCUUCAGUGAGCACAAGCAGAGGAAGGUCACCAGUGAUGAACGGAAGAUUGACGGCAAUGAGCAAGCAACGACCGGGAAGGAGAAGAAGCACAGGGAGUCCAGUGUUGGUGGAGAAGGGACUAUUGGAUUAUCCUCGCCAUCGUUGCCUCUCGGUGGUGGUGGGAAGCCUCGCGUCGUUCCGCCACUACUGCCUGGUCUUGAAGACCUCAAAAGGCCCUCACUGGACAUCCCCACGGCCCGGGAUGCUAUUGGAAGGUCACCACCCUUCACACACGACUUGGAUCAUGCUAGAGAGGCGUCCAGUAUGCACGCUGAGAAUGGUAGAGAGCUCGCCGCGCUCGAGGAGAAGCACGCUGCUGCUGUGGUCGCGAUGAAAGCGGAUCAGGAGAGGAUUGUAAACAAUACACGAGCAGAGUUUAAUCGACUUGUGUCGCAACUGAGAGAAACUCACGAGAAGGAAAAGAAGAAACUACUGAUGGACUUUGAAAGCGAGAUGCGUUCAGAGAAGAAGAGGCUGGAGGAGCAGCUCGGGAGGGAGAGGGCGCGGCUGGAGCAGGAGCUACGUAGAGCUGUCGAAGAGGAAGUGGAGGGGCAGCGAGAGAGUCUGAUGAAGGCAGCCCAGGAGCGGAUGGAGAGGGAGGUGCUCGAGAAUGAACGAUCCUGUCGGGAGGCGGAGCUCUCUGUUAUCAACGGCGAUCAUGCCAAGGAGAUAGAGCGGCUGGUGGAAGAACACUGCACGGCGGUUCGUGAACUACGACAGCAGCAGGAAGAGGAGAUACAACGUGUCAGGAAGGAGCAUCAGCGUGUGCUCAGUACAGUACAAGCGGACGAGGAACGACAGCGUACGUCAACUGCUGGGGAGGAAGUGGAUCGUCGAGAUAUCGAAUCUCGCAUAGAGCGGGAACUUCGACCUGAAAUGGAGCGACGCCUUCGGCUGGAAAUGGCAUGCAAAGUUGAAGCGGAGGUUCGGCCGGUGAUUGAGCGAGAUGUGCGCCAGGAGGUGGAGGAGGCUAAUGCUUGUCGGAGAGAGGAAAUCGAGAGUGAACUAAGGCACGAAAUCGAGUUGGAACUGAAGCAAAGUGGGGAUGUUAUUGAGGCGGUAAGACAAGACCUCCGCUGUGAACUUCGUGGUCCAAUAGAAGAGGAGCUCCGUGCAGCUCUAGAAGCCCAGCUGAGAGAAGAUAUACGGCGAGACCUCGAGAGUGAGAUGAAGUCGUUGAGAACGGAGUUUGAGAAGGAGGUCCAAGCCACUGUGGGAGAGGGGGCGCUCUCUUUGCGAGGAAGUUCGGUCCUUCUGGAUCUGCCCGACCUGUCCGCGAUAAGCAAUUAUGAAGGGCAGAGAGAGUCUCGCGUGAGUGGGGACUUUGAGGGGAUACUUCGAAUCCUAGGGGAAAGGCAGAGGCAACUCGAGACGCGCGAAAAUGAUGCCGCAGAGGCGCUGUCUGAGAAGGAGGAGAGGAUUGCUGCAGCGCUACGACGGCUUCAUGAGACUCGAGAGCAGCUCACAGUGACCGAGGCUGAUGCCACUGAGAAGGGGCAUGAGAUAGCUAGAUUGAGACGUGAGCUGAGCAGUCGGGAGAAGAUGACGACAGCGCUGAGGGACCAGGUUACGUUAUUGGAGGCUGAGGUGGAGACCGAGAAGAGGAAUGCUCAAGCGAGCGGGUCGGAAGCUAUGCGAGAGGUGAGAAGACGCCAAAGGCUUUUGGAUGAACGCGAGACUGAGUUGGAGGUGAAGGAGAUCAGGCAAGGUGAGGUCAUGGCUCACCUGAGGGCCAGAGAGGCAGCUUUGAUCACUGAGAAGAAGCGCCUCCAAGAUGAUGCGAAUAAACUGGAGGCUGAGGCGGCGGAGAUCGCAACAAUGCAGCAGACGCUGAAGAGUAUAACUCAUGAAGUUAAGCACGCACAGGAGAUUUACUCGCCACCAGGGGUAAGGGAACCUCCGAUGACCUCGAGGCCAGCUACUGAUGAAGUUAUUAUGACGGAACUGGGUGAAAUCAAAUCGGCCAUAGUUCAGUUGUCAGCUCGGGGCGCUAGACCGUUCGGAACACGCAACAGUUCCUCACACAUGCGCUCGGACAAGGCGACCGAUAGUGAUACUGCUCCGGAAAGUUGCAAGGAGAAAGAGGAUGGGUUCAUCCAUUGGUUAUGCGCUGAGAGAGAGGCAAUAGAAGCUGCUAAGAAGCGAGUUGCUGCAGAGCAUGCUAUGUGCAGGGCGGAGAGAUCUCGACUUGAGAUGGAGAGGCAAAUAUGGAGGGAUCGAAUGAGAGAGGCGAAGCGUAACGGAGACCACAGGGCUAAGGGGGAGCUGAUGCGAGCCAAGUCGGCGCUGGAUGCUCGAGCAGCGGAGUACAACGUGUCUGUUGCGGAGUCCCAGGUGGAGUCGGGCAAACUGGAGGAGAGGGAGCGAGCGCUGGAGAAGUAUUCGGCCUCUCGCAUGUACAGAGAGAAGCGGCUGAAUCAGAACAGACACUAUUGGGGGAGAAUUCCGCCACCGUUGCCUUUCGGCUCUGAAUGAGCAGAGUACAGUAUACCACAAUUGAAGCAUUGAUAGCAUUAUAAUUCUAAUACAUGCGUUUAUUAUUGG